Molecule: messenger RNA, 714 nt
Organism: Elaeis guineensis (African oil palm)
Lineage: Eukaryota; Viridiplantae; Streptophyta; Magnoliopsida; Arecales; Arecaceae
Source: RefSeq, a predicted model, not a curated record
AGGAGAAAUGAGAGGAGAAAAAUCAUCCACGUACAAGUACUCAAAUAAGAAAUAACUUCUCCAAAGAUGGCAAAUCACUUGCACUACACUGCUGUUUGUGGUGGUGCUUGUCACAACUUCUCUUGGAUACACAAUGGCUAUUACGUUCCGCUUGCCUGCUGGGAUCAACGAGUUCGUGUUCAAGCGGGGAGAGCAACGAAUCUUGGAAAAAGCCGACACCGUGAUGGAAUUCAUGAGGCCGGUGGUGCGAGAUGUUCGUAAACUGAGCAAUCGAGAUUACCGAAACUGCUUCGUCAGGACAACCGCGCACGUGCGGAGGCUGCAGCCCAACACGACGCAGGUGAAGCUACUGAAAGAAGGGAUGAGCUUCUUCAUCCUGCAAUCGAGAGAUCUCUGCCUGCAGGGAGCUAAGACUGCUGUCCAUAUUUACGGACAUAUGAUCCAAAACCCACCACCAGCCCUGCGUGGACGCUGAAUGAACCCUUGGCCCUCCUACUUGUGCUUCUCGUUAAUCUUCGGCUGCGGCUGCGUGCGCUGCCGUCUGAUAUAUAUGAUGCUAUUAUCUGUGUUUUUAAAUUGUCGGUCCGAAGUACUGUUGCUUGUUGUCUUGGGCUCCGUUGACAUGAACCGUGUGUUUUGAACUGUCUUGGCCAAAUAAUCGGACAUGAUGUUAUUUUGCAUGUCUAAAUGACAUUGUGUAGUACUUUCCUUUGA